AUGGACGACGUUUCGGCCUCCCCGACGUCCGGCAAGACCCGAGCGUCGCUAUUUAGCAACUCGCUCUUCCCGUCCUCUUCUCCGUCCCCAUCUAGGCGACGACUUUCCUCCUCAUCCUCAAAUCUUGGUACACCAUCCUCCGAGAUGUCGUCCUCGCGAUCAGGGCUGUUCCAGCAGACAUCUAUGGCAUUGCAGUCGUUUGCCAUCGAGUCGGUGAUUGCCGCUUCUGCGGCACCUCCUCGACUGCCCAUAGCGCAGAAUAAGGAACCACUCUCUUUACCGACAACGACGAAAAACUUUCGAGGUUUUGUACAGAAAUCCGGUCCUAUGUUCUGGUUUCAAGACGGUGUCGAAGCAACACUGCUAUGGCAGGACAAGAGUUGGACGCUCAUGUGGAUGGCUAUCUGGGCAGUAGUAUCGAUCUAUCCUUGGCUCCUACUGUUGGCCCCCAGUACAAUUCUAUCGGUGAUUCUGAUCAUGACGCAUCGCGCCAGAUAUCAAGACACAAUGACGCCGAGCAUCCGUAUGGAAGUACCCAAUUUGCCCGCUUCUAAAUCUCCCAAGUCCACCGCCUCCACAGCGGCCGCAUCGCCCGCCGAGGUGCUAUCCUAUUCUACCACCUUCCCCACCAGCACGGGCGAAGGUAUUGUCCAGCCACCACUCACUCCCAAUCCACCACACGAGGGAACGCUCAAAUACUAUGAGAAUCUGCGCGACAUCCAAAACAUGAUGAAGAUGAUCAUCGACGGAUACGAUUUGCUGGUCCCCACCGUGCCCUAUCUCAACUGGUCUAGCUACAGUCGAAGUUUGCACAUCCUCCAGCUGAGUCUACUGACUACGGUGCUCAUGUUCUUCAUUGCUCCCUACAUCCCAUAUCGUGCAGUGAUGUUGAUUGCGGGCGAAGGAGCGUUUAUCCUCAAUCAUCCGUGGACAAAACCCGCAUUGGAAGGUUUGGCGAAGCGUAUCGAUACGAGCAGAGAGGGUCGCAAGUUGAUCAAGAUUGCCAAGGAAGGUGGACACAGAGUAAGGGAGUGGAUCGAGCAGGAUCGAUUGGACGACUAUGUGUGGGAGAGGGGAUGGAGGAACGUCGAGAUGUUUGAAAACGAGCGAUUUGUAGGGAGCAAGAGGGCGGCUAGUUCGAGCGGGGUUGUGGGCGGUUGGAGUGCACAUAACUUGAGAAUGGGAGAGAGAUUGCCUUGGACAAAGGGCCCAGAUGGUUGGAGCAGUGAGGAAGUCGAAGUUCUGCCCGGUCAUCAGAUCGACAUCAGCAGGCAAGUUGCGAUGAAACUCGAACCGGGCUGGGAGUGGAUUCCCGGCGACGAGUGGAGGAUCGAUUGGGGUGGAAGUUGGUCUGCCGUCGGAACGGAUGAUCAGGGGUACGUGUAUACGGACGCGAGUUGGCAGAAGCCUGCAAGCUAUGCUUACGGUCAUGGUGGCGGUGUCCCCGAUUAUCCGCCUUCUAUCUUUGACGUUCAGCAGCAGCAGGCUGAUGGAGAAGAUGAAGAGACCUUGCUGGAUCAUCAGGACGAAGAGUCGGAUGUCAGGAGUACGUUGCCUCCGUUGAGUGCUGGAGUGGUGGACCACGAUCCCAAAAUGAAGGCCGAGACCAGGAGGAGAAGGUGGUUGAGAAGAGCAGUGAGGAGUGCUGCUUGA
Messenger RNA from Mycosarcoma maydis (corn smut), 1653 nucleotides. RefSeq lists its product as uncharacterized. Lineage: Eukaryota; Fungi; Basidiomycota; Ustilaginomycetes; Ustilaginales. The record is from RefSeq and is a predicted model, not a curated record. The transcript is spliced from 2 exons. Gene Ontology annotation, biological process: peroxisome organization. Gene Ontology annotation, cellular component: peroxisomal membrane. Bases 1 to 1653 code for a protein of 550 amino acids.